CAUGCACUAUUCACUUGUAGAAGGAUCUUAAUAAACUGAUUCCAUUCAUUAUCCUUCUAAACAACAUUUUAGAUAUCCUUCCUAAUUACAAAUGGGUUCUCCUAGAAUCAUCCUAUUACAAAAUCACUUCCCUCUUGUCAAACCAAUCAAUGUCAGAAAACCAUAAUAAGGAUCUAAUUUUAAAUCAAUUAAAAAUACAUACUAUACUAAUAGAUAACCUGUCAAAACUCUUUGUAAUGAAUAAUUAGAAAUACCAUAACAUGAAAAAGUUUUAAAAGAAAAAAACAAAAAACUAUAAUUAAGGAAAAAUAUGACCAGAAAAUUAUUAAAAAUCACUGAGUAUCUAGCAUCCUAUAGAAAACCCUGA
Messenger RNA from Paramecium sonneborni, 367 nucleotides. Lineage: Eukaryota; Ciliophora; Oligohymenophorea; Peniculida; Parameciidae. The record is from the annotation of a GenBank genome assembly.